Molecule: messenger RNA, 5133 nt
Organism: Stylonychia lemnae
Lineage: Eukaryota; Ciliophora; Spirotrichea; Sporadotrichida; Oxytrichidae
Source: the annotation of a GenBank genome assembly
AUGGUAAUAAACAAUCCUACUUAGCCGCUAGAUUAAAGGUAAGAAAAUGAUAAAUUAGAGUAAUACAUUAGCAGUGAAAAUAAUAAUGGGAAAUUUCUUAAGAAAUCAAAACCUGAUAUUCAACCUUUGAUGUUUUAAACUACAAGAAUUAAUACACAAAUCGGAACAAUUCCCAACAAUUCUAACAAUCCUCAAUUCAAAUUCAGCAUUCCCUCUCAACCCCUGACAGUCUUGAAGCAUGAGUUCUCAAAGCUAAAAUUUAAUAAUAAAAUGGAGCCCAUUUGCACGGGAUAUCCAAGUGAUGUAGAGGCUGAAUAUACUGAUGAAGAAUUUCAUUAUGAUCAAAAAAAGAUUGAUCUCGCUUUGGAUAAUGAUCCCAUCAUUAAGAAAGAUAGCAUCAGGAUAAAGGAUUCUUUAAAAUUGCUUGAGAUAUACGCUUUGCAAAACUUUUAUAAAGAAUCCACCAUAUAAAUUGAUGGGAUGGAAAUUGUUGAAAGACCUGAAAUAACAAUUCAGAAUCUUAACAGAGUGCCUGCAUACAAAGAAUGGAAAAAUGCUACAGAUCUUGAAAAUAAGAAGGAUAUUUAAAACAAAGAGAAUCAAAAAACGGUGUAGUAGGCUAAGCUAAUUCUGAGCAAGACUAAGCCUACUGUAAUAGAAAAAGACAUCAAGAAAAAUCCUCGAGAGAUGGAGUUUUCAAUUUCAAACGAGUACGUGGGGCUGAAAAGAUCUUUUAACUAUCAAGCUCCCAUAAAGAUAACUGGAGUUCCUCAAGAAGUAGGAACCUCUGAUAUCGAGGAGCCCUCAUAGAAGCGGGCCAAAUUUAAUCAGGAAAGCACUCUCAGCAAAAAUGACUAAAGUUUAACUAUUUAGUAGAAAAUAAAUGAGAUCACAGCGCGCAAGAUUCCGAUUGAGAAACUCGACUCCUCUUAGAUUAGUCAACUCAGUAAGAACUAUUUUUCAAAUGAUAAUAACAUUAGUAGUAAAACAAGACUCUCUGAAAGUUAUUUAGUAGCCAAUAUCAGAACAAUUCAUUCCACCACCUACCAGCAAGAACAUAUUCUCUGUGACCGCAACACACAAUAUUCCUUCGAAGAAUUAGAACAUAAUCUAAGUCUAAAAACGAAAAAUGAAGAGAUGAAAUUAGUGCAUAUCGGAUAGGAUGGAAAAGAAUAGCAUGAAAUGGUAUACAAGAACUCAGUGGAGAAAGUAGGCAUUUCUCAAUAAUUUAAUUCAUCCACAAAUUAGAAUUAGCAGCAUUAAUAACAUGUGAUGUUGACCUAAAAUUAAUAAAAAACUGUAGCUUAAAUCAUACCUCAAAGUAUCUAAGUAGCUGCACAAAAUUAACCAUUCAUUACUCCAUAACAUCAGCAAAUGAUUAUCGAGUAGCAUACACAUGAUGAUCUGACUGAAACUCCAUGGACUCAUGAUUAAAGAAAGCAAGUUAAUUAUAUCACCAUUAAUCAAGAUUAAACUGGCUAGAUUCAAAUGAUUCCAGCAGGAGAAUAUAGUUAAUUAGAAUCAAUUUAAGCAAUUACCUAGCCUUAAUAAUAAGUAGUAUACAUGUACCAAACUCCGUAUGGACUCAUGCAAGUACCAUAACAGCAUUAAACUCAUAUUAUCGGCUAGCAAGGCGCAACUUAAAUGAUAAAUCAGCAAAUUAUGCCUGGAGGUACAAUAAUAAAUCCUCAAAAUCAUCAUAUUUAAAUCCAACCUCAAAUUUAACAAACUCCUUCAGGUCAAAUAAUCAUUACUCAAGUUCCAUCAGAAUUAAAUUCACAAGGGUAGAACCAACCUCAAAUAAUACAUGUCAAUGCUUAAGGAUAACCAUAACAAAUUAUACAAGCUUAGCCGCAGCAAAUUUAGACCAUGACUAGCUAAGGUCCACAAACCUAAGCUUUGAUCUAAGUGGGAGGAUAACCACCAUAAGCAAUAGUGGCUCAACCUCAACAAUAGCAACUAUAACUUGUCUAAACAAAUUAAGGGCCAAUGUAUAUUACUUCCUAAACACCAGUUUAAUAAGUUAGCUAAAACACACCUUAAAAUCAAACAAUAUCAACAUAAAAUGGAUAAGCUACCGUUAUCUUUGCUCAUCCUUAGGCAUAAUUGUAGCAGUAACCAUAAUAUUAGUUAGCAACCACAUCAAAUGGCCAAUAAGUCUUAAUUUAGAUUCCAUAAUCUCAAAGUUAAUAAUAAACUGUGCAUUCUGGAUCUUAAUUAUAAUAACCUGAGUAAUUGACUUUCAUUUAAACACCUUAAGGUCUAGUUUUAGCAUAAUAGCAACCUGGAAACCAACCAAAGUAAAACGUACAGAAAGCAACUUAAAUUGUUAAUGAACUUGGACAGGUUGUCUAGAUGAUACCAUAAAAUUCUAUUUAGACAAUAGAACAUGAUCCAUUAUAAAGUUCUAUUAAACUUGAUCUUUAAAAUCUAAAUCAAUUCCUAGGAGGGUCAUAAGGAUAGUCAUAAAUACAACAAUAAUAGUAAACAAUUUAGUUGAUUUACGACGCAUCAACUGGCUAAUACCUCUAAGUAUAAUAACAGUAACCAGUAUCUCAAGCAAUUCCUGGAACAUAGUUGCAAAUUCAACACCAUAGUUAAGGACAUGCUAUCAUACAUGGUUAGCAGAAUGGCAUCAAUAGUGCUGCACAGACUGUUGUCCACAGGCAUCAACAAGAACCCUAGAUUAUCUAAGCUUAUAUUGAUGUACCUUAGAAUCAAGUUCAAAUAGUUCCGUAGGAUUGCUCUCAUAGACAACAGCCACAAUCAAAUUUCUGUCAAGGACAUGCAAACUUAGGCAAUCGAGAUGAGAGUCCAUUAGGGCCUCAUUAACAUGGAGCCUCUUCUGGAAGUCCAUCUGGAAUGUGCAACCACUGUCAUAAAACAAAGGGCAAUCACCCUUUCUAGUAAUAGCAGAAUAAAUAGCAAAUGAAUAAUCAAUAAAGAGGAAAUAACUUCAACCAAAAGUAGAAAAAUGAACAUUAAUGCCAAACUUCAUAAUAACCUCAAAUUGUAUAUUAGCCAUUCUAUUUGUUGAACGAUAAUAAAAAGAAUGUGAUUAAGAGUAAUAUUUAUUAAACCUAAUACAACUCUAAUAACCCCACAUCUCAAGGUGCUGAUUAAGUAUAAUCGCAAAUAAUAGGUUAAACAGGUCCAGGAGGGUAGAAUCAAAUCUUUUAGGAGAUAGUUCCUUAAUCUUAAAAUGCUGGCCAAAGCUUUAUUGUUUAAGGUCAUCAUUUGAACUAACAGCACACAUAAGGAAAUGAAAUAUAUGUUGAGGAUUUUGGAGGAAUCUAAGUUGUGUAUGAAGGUAGUACAGCUCAUAAUAACCCUCCACCUUAAAGAUACUCAGAAAGAUAAGAGGGUUCUAUUCAAACUAUGAAUCAUCACCAGAAUCAACAUCAUUAGCAUUUGUUUGGAUCAGCUAGGGAGGAACAUCAUAAAAUGCAACCUAGAACUAUAUAAUCAAUGUCAACAGGGUUAAACAAGCAGACGAAUUAGAGACAGCCUCUAAACAGACAUUCUCAAUAAAUUUAGAUGCACUCACUGGGCUAACAAGCUAAGCAUUAAUAAGAACAGUAGUAGCUGCAAAAUCUGAGUUUGGGCUUGAGCCAGCUACAUCAAAAUAGAUCUGGUGGGGGAUAGCACAUUCAUCAGGUUGAGGAAUCACCCUCUGUCCAUCUAUAAAAUCAAAACAAGACCUAUCAAUCUUCAAGAUCCUCUCCAUACCAUAAUUAAAGCAAUGUCUACAACUCUACUCCUCACAGCCUUAACACAUAGAAUCCAAAUAAUUUGGUAAACCAAAAUAAUUUGAACUAGUCUAAUCAAUCUCCAAUAGGAAUGAACUAGACUGGAUUUUAACUAGGUUAAGAAGGAAACAAGAGAGCUCCAGGACAGAUUGUCCUUAAUAAUUCUGAGAUUUCAAGUUAGGCCAAUAAGGGGGUUAGACAAACACCGAGCAACAAUAUGAUGUAGAUUCCAAUGGACUUUUUGAAUAAACAUGGCCUCACGGAUACCAAAACUGGAGUCCCACCUCUCUAGCAAAAUAGUGAUCAACUCUUUGGCUCCUUCAAACCUUAGAAUGAGACUUAGGUUAAUUCAAAUAGUCCCUCUAGAUAUGGAUUCCCCAAUGAACACGAUAACCACUAAAACAAUUCUAAUUAAAAUCAGAAUAAUCUCAAUAGCAUGAUAAUGGGAUAAAACUAAUCUAGAAUCGGACAACAGCAAACAGAAUAGCUUUAGAAUUAAGCAUAGGCCUAAUAAUAAUUAUAACAUUAACAACAAUAGCAGUAAUAACAAAACCUACUCCAAAUUCAGUAGUAGCAAAAUCUCCAGUAGUAAACACAAAAUCAUUAAUAGUAGGUAUAACAAUAGCAGCCCCAGCAGAUUCAACCAAAUUUUUAUCAGUAAAAUUCAACGACUCAGCAGCAGUAAUAGCAGGCUUAAUAGAUUCAUUAGUAGCAGUAGCAAUAGUUUUAAGGUAUAAAUAGCGUUGCUUAGUAGCUUCAAAAUGAACAUCAGUAAUUACCAAAUUAGUUUGGCUAAGUAAUGAUUCAAGGUGGCACAGGAGCCUCAAAUAAUAUAAGCAAAGACAAUAUAUUGGGUCAGAACUCAUAAAUUCAGUAAUAGCAAAUAAAUUUACCUAAUUUUAGCCAUGCAACCAGCAGCAUUGGAGGAUAGAUAAGUUUGCUAAACUCUUAAAUACAAAUAUAAAACGACCCAGAGCUAGAAAACAGUUUGAAGCAAUUGCGAGGAAACUUUAACUUCGACCUAUUCAAGUCGAAGAUGCAGACACCUGGAUAGUAGCAUGCAGGACAAAAUAAUUAGUAUCGAAAUCAACAGCAAAAAAAUAAUCAGAUAAAAGAUGAUAGGUAGUAAUAAUAAUAAAUUGUAACUGGACACUAGUAACAGUAAAAUUCCUAUCCUCCUUAAUAGACACAUCAUUUCGACUUAGCUCAAUAGUAACAGUAGAUAGAAUAGCAGAACUAAAUGAACAUUUAGCAGCAACAUCAGUAGCACAUUUAGCAGUAGUAAUAGCAAUUACUACAGCAGCAGUAACAAUAAUAGCAGUUACAAAAUCAAGCCUUGGAGCAGCAAUUAGCAUUUGGUGGACUUCAAACACCUUUUUCUUGA